Spirometra erinaceieuropaei is the source of this 5418-nucleotide messenger RNA. Lineage: Eukaryota; Metazoa; Platyhelminthes; Cestoda; Diphyllobothriidea; Diphyllobothriidae. The record is from the annotation of a GenBank genome assembly.
AUGUUUACACCAAAAAUAAAUCAGCCUCCUUAUCCUGUAAAUGAGGACGCUGUACACCACCGCAACAGCAGCGAAGUCAACAAUGGCAGUUACGGCCUCCCAAAGUCGCUUAUAGUAGGCGGGGAGGUUGUUGAGAAGCCCUUCGUGCGCCGCAUUGUUAAGCCCAUCAGUUCAACUGUACCCUUUGGAAUGGACUCCGAUGAGACAGAAGAUGAGCAUGUCGAUGUUCCCUCUGGAACACCUCCUACAGAUCUCAGUAAGCUGCAAUCGUUUGGUCUCGCUUUCCUGCAUCCUGAACUACUUGAAGUCGCUGGUCGAACAGGCGUUAAUUCUGUUGUUUCCCAAACGCUGUUUUAUUCGUGCUAAAUCAUUCAGUUAACUUUUGCUUUUCCUUUCAUAAACAUUCAUGUGAUAUUUGAUGAUGUUCACUUAAUACAGUCAAAUUCUAGUUAAAUUUAAAUGCUCAGUCAAGCGAAAAACUGUCGUAGGUUUCCAUUAGAAAACAUUGUGUUGUUGAGUACUCCUGUUACUUAAAUAUGCUUUUAAUUAUUCUCUCUUACCGGCAUUCGUUUAUUCCUUUGACCUUGCAAUGGAUGUGGACCAUUGUAUAAUUCGUAGGAAACAUCCAUAAACGAAUAUAUGCCAUGGCGUAAGAAUAGAUACUUUGUAGUCUUAAAAAAUACCAGAAUUGUGAAGCAACUUAAAAUCGAGAAACAACGCUUCCUGUGAGACGUGAAUCGAUGCGAAAUGCGUUCAUAAAAGGGUAUAUUGUUAAGAUCUUCCAAUACAUUGUAUUUAGAUCUGCGAAGGCGUCAAAAAGCAAAAGAAAGUUUAAUACGAUUUACUAGCCACGUUUUCGGGUUUGUUUUGCAGGUAGUCCUAAAUAGGUGCACUCGAAAGCCGGAAAAAUGAAAUGCGAUUUUGUCGCCAAAUAUUCAGUGCUGCAACCCUUAUCAAGUUACAAUUUUUAAUCAAGCAGUUACUGUAAAAUUUUGGUGAAUAAGUCAGUUUGCGUCGGCUGUGAAGGUGAAAGGCAAAAUCUGUAAUUUUUUAAUUUUUUGGUUUGCUUCUCACAGAUAUAACUCAUUAUCAUGCAUUCCGUGACAAGCUGUAGUAGCAUUACGUGAACGGUCUAGAAUUCAACUUAUACUACUACUAAUUUAGAAGUGUAUAUUUUGCCUUGAAUAGGUAGUACACCUCCCUCCACUAACCGUAUAUCAACACCACCUUAUCCAGUGUUCGAGGCUCCGCCUGUUCGUGACUACGACCUGUGUCGCAGGAGUAAGCAAACACAUUAAUCCCUUACCGCACCACGGGCAUUUCUGAGGUCGAAGAGAAAUCGGCCGAACGACCAUCUGACCAACCUACUUCCAAACUCUCCUUCUGGACAAAUACGACCCAAUCUGAGCGCGCAUUCCUCCGCUCCUUUUCUUUAUUUUGCCCGGAACCCUUACUGCGACACAACAGAUUUUUGUUUGUGUUUCUGCUUGUGCGAUCAAAUAAAAGAGUCUUCAGAAGCAGCAUUUCUACCCUACUAAUCUCCGCAACCGAACUUAACUUCUAGAAUGAGAACAGAACAUUAGAACAUUGAUUGCUCAUAAAUAACUCCUCCAAACUUAUACAAAAUCCUAUUUUGGUUUAUUCAUCAUCAUUACGGUAGAAUGUAUGCGAUAUAUUUAAAGUGGUUAAUACAACUCUCUGGGUAUUCCAAAAGCGAUUUAGAAACGAGCAAACUGUAUACAAAUCCCAAAUUUGCCAAUGAUUUCAUUGCCCUCAGUUUGGUGAACUAGAUACCUACGAUACUAAAAAUGAUCAGAAAGUGCUCGUUUCAGACAUCCCCAAUUCCUCUAUGUAAAUAAAAUUAUCUUUUGAUAACCAGCCUAGUGGGUUGUUGUUUUACAGCCAUAUAAUGCCCAUUAUUUGGAGGUACAAACAACAGACUCGUACACAGGCUAUGGUUUACUGUGUGCAAGGCACUUAGCUGAAGUAAGAUGCAGCCUUCGGCCACUCGGAGGCAGGAGAUCGGCCGCACAAAUUAAUUCGUAAUGUUUGUACAUGCUUUUUACUAAUAGGCCGACAAUUUUGCCCAUGUCCACGGCUCCUCGAAAAACACAUCGGACUCGCUUGGUGACAUUACGCGUUUUGCCUGGAUCUCAUGAUCGAAACCUGGGUUUUAUUUCGGGACUGUACUCAACGUUACACAUGCGAAAAAAGUCAUGAUUGGGACUAAAAAUUAGACCACACUAUUCUACGGUUUCAAGGAGCAGAUACAUACUUCUUUGUAAGAAGGGACAUUAGUCUAUCGAGUAACCAAAACUGCUUGUCCAUUCUUGCCUUUGGGCUCUAUGCAAAACUCUCACAGUCAGCCGCAUAGCGAUCAGGAAGAUGGGCAAAAUUACGUUUCAACAACGAGACGGGCUACUGAGAUGGCCAUUUCUGGCUAAUUAACCCUCCUUAGUCGGCUUCGCCAAAGCCGGUAUGUGGGACACCUGGGAUACGAACCCAGGAUCCAUGCUUAUUGAGUCUAACAAUCUAGUAUCGAUUCACAUGCUUUUUGGCUUGACAGGUACGAUUGGGCGUAUUACUCAUUGUGAGAAAGGACGUUCACUGAUCAGGUUACAGGAACUGUUCGUACCGUUGCGCUUUGCAGCAUGAUGUAGAGCUUGCUCUCUCAGACCACGAGAAAUAUGCUCAGAAGAGAAUUACCGUAAGUUGUACCGUCAUUACCUUACAGACCGCGUUGAUUAGAGCAACGACCUAACCUUCACAGCGUCGCUUGCAGUUAGACGUUGACGUCGUACGUGACGCGGCAACAAUGAACUUUUGUCGUCCUUAAAAUAUGGCUUGAGAUGCCCCAACGAAGUUGUCGCAGUAAGUGCGAACCGCACCAUCUUAGAUGAACUUCAUGCAAAUCUAGCGCGACAUCGUUCUGAGUUAACGUCUACAGUUUUGUGUCUUCAAAUUGCAAAGGCCAGCCUUUCUAAAUCCGAAAAAAGACUGAUACCACGGGUUUGGAGUACACGCAGGGAUCGAAGUCGGCUGAAAUCACUUGAGUUGAAAAGCACAUUCGACUGCUUGAAAAAAACCUUCAUAGGCGAUACAUGUGAAACUACUCAAUUUUCAAAAACCGGAUAGAUUUCCAUUAAAAGAAUAAAACUACCAGCGUGGUUGAAACCACUGGACAUUAGAUUCGGAAUUAAUUCUUCACCGCCAAAACUGCAAAAUGUCUCCUUAUAUAAUCUUUCCUGUGACACCUUUUACAAUAUGGAUUGCAGAAUUCAGUCUGCAAUGACGUUCGGUUAGAUUUUUAACGGAUGUGGAUGGCUGUUGUUGACAGGAAAUCGGACAUGAUAAAGAAACGAGAGAACCUACUGGUGGCAGUAAUUGUUACCGGCAUAGUGGUUAACACUGAUGGAACCGACGAAUUAUUAACGAUAUUUUCUGCAAGUUACUCGUAAACAGGACAGAGUCAGUCAGUUCAUCAACGCAUAAACAGGAAGCUGUCCUGAUUAGAACCUGUUCUUCUGUUUCGUCUAUUAGAAGCCACGUAAACACGAGGAUGACUCAGACCUGCAUUUUGAUGCUUGUAAAAUUGAUGUUAAGAUGGUUCUCAAAUUUUGUUUCCCACUCAUUAUUUUAGUCUGGUACGAGGAUGCCCGUACGCCAAAUAUCAUGUACCGUGAAGCAAAAGAGUCGAGCACCGGAACACUUCGUUUAUUAUCCUGUACCGUAUCAUGUACUGUCUUGUCUCCCCAUGCUCGUCUAGUCAACUUAUGUGUCUACGAGGACAGAGGUUGAGUAUACGCUUACAGAAUUCAAAAAGGAACCCACCUUUUAUUGACGCCAGAUGGUUGCGUGCCACUGGCGAUGAACCAGGGAUUUUUGGCUUACGCAUAUUUCCAUAGGUUUCAGAAAGGUUCAGCUCGUCUUCAAAGGGAGCAGGGUGGUUGUGAUAGUGAGUCGAAAUUGAGAAGUCCCAAAAAAAAGUUUAAGCUGAUUCGACGGCAAUUAUUUCACAAUGUAGAUAACGUGUAGUCACUAAGUGUACUGAUGAAUAAGCUAGCUACGCCGAGUUCUUAGGCCUACUGACUAGAAGAAGACGUUUAGCAUCAGUAAUUCUCGUAGUUUUCUAUGGAAAACUUUUAGGCUGCUUUUAAUGUUGCCUGAUGAACUCACGACAUCAGAUUUAAAUGACAUUGUCUGACUAGAAAGCGAUAUGCUUUAAGAUGAUUUAGAAGAAAGGGUGGCGAGCGAACGUUGCUUUCAAUAACAUCUCGUCAGGCCAAUAUAGUUAUAUGGGACGGGAUAUAGUGAUUGAAAAAAUCGAUAAAAGUUAGGUUUUAAAUUCCAGACUGGGCAAGAGCGGAAGGGCGCAGAAAGUUGUAUGUGGUUAGUCAACCUUUGACCACGGUAAGUGCGCAGCCUGAACUAGGUUCUUCUGGGCACAUAGGGUCGGUUUUCGAAACCUGAUGGCGGCCACUUCUGCUGUUGCUAACAGGCGCUGGCCCAGUAGCUUAGGGUAGCUCGAGGGGGCCCUAUAAAUCACACGAAAUGCUUCAGCGGGGCCCCUAUGCGCCUAGAAGAACCUCGUUCAGGCUCCGCGCUUACCGUGGACAAAGAUUGACUAACCACAUACAACUUUCUGCGCCCUUCCGCUCUUGCCUAGCCUGUAAUUUAAAACUUAACUUUUAUCGAUUUUUUCACUCACUAUACCCCGUCCCAUAUAACUUUAUUGGUCUAAAGAGAUGUUAUCGAAAGCAAUGUUCGCUCGCCUUCAUUUUUUCUGGAUAUAUCUAAGGGGAUUUUCACAACUAUAGGAGGAUUUAUUUAUUAUGCCACUGGUGUGAAACUUUAGGACAUUGUUUAGCUGUCUCACUUAUAAUGCACUUCAAUGCUGUCUGCCUACAGAUACUCUCUUGUUUCUUUCUGACUGCAAAAAAACUAUACCCUUCUUGCCCUGAACCUUGGUUGUGCUGACUUUACUAAUUGUACGGCUUCAAGUCAUCAAUAUACGACAUUGUGGGGGCGAAAGAGAAGACACUUCAAAUAUGUUUAAAUGAGGACACAGCGCAUCGCCAGUGGCCAAUUGCUUGACCAAUCUCAGUCAUUUUGAUCAUCGACAGCCUUAGAUUGUCAAAACUACCGCCCUGAUCUGCAGUUGAUGCUGGUGAUGAUGAUGAUGGUGGUGGUGGUGGUGGUGGUGGUGGUGGUGUUGGUGGUGGUGGUGGUGGUGGUGGUGGUGGUGGUGGUGGUGGUGGUGGUGGUGGUGGUGGUGGUGGUGGUGGUGGUGGUGGUGGUGGUGGUGGUGGUGGUGGGUUUGUUGGAGGUCUGGCGUUUAGAGUAGUUGGUUCGUCUUCCCAUCUUCAGAAGCUGGGAAGUUCUGCGCACAGCUCCCCUAACAUGGCGCACUUUGUAUGA